UUGACGCAAGGAAAGCCAGUUUUUAUUCUAACAAAUGAGAAAUUGUUGUUUCUUGCAAUCUAAAAAAUGUAAACUCCUGCUAUCAAGUGAAGUGGUAUUGGUCACCUUCUUGUGAGUUGAUCCUGCAGCUUCCUGUUUGACUCAAACUUUAAAACUCUCCAUAGUUGAAAAGUAGAAUCCAAGAUAUUAUGUGUUUUGUCAGCAGCUGGCGAAAAGUAACAGCUGCAGGAAAUGUCUGAAUCAGAAAAGACACCACAAAAUAUCAAAAUAACAGAAAACACUAACUUUUCACAACUUAAAUGUAAACUCAGUCCAACGGUAGAUGGCUGAGUUGUUCAGUCAUGAAUCUGAAGUACGGCUUCAACAACAGCUCCAGAUAUUCGUGUUCAAAAGUUGCAUCUAAAGCAGUGAAAGGACGUGAUGUUAAUGGCUUAACAAGAAAAACAAUAAAACCGAAAAGGAAAAUAUUUAAGAAGAAAAAUUACAUGAAAUGUGGAAGUUUUGGUGAAAUUUACCAUUUUAAAUGUUAUUGGGGGAAAAAUAAACAGCACAGAAAAGUUAUUCCAAUGAAAAUGGUUAUUUUCCUCAAAAUUGCAUUUGAUAUACAUUUUUAUUACUAAAUAUUAAUUUAUGUUUAAAAUUUCUAAUAUUCUUUAAUCGCCAGAUUAAACAUAAUGUUGCCUUUAGUCAUUAAGACUGAUUCAGUAAUAAGAGUGUAGAGAGGCAGAAACGGCGUCAGCCUUUAAAUCUGAACGAUGACGCGAUGCGUCACCGUGACGUUUGCAGGUUUGCAGCUGGUGUUUUUGCGCAGACGCACCUGACGUCCGACCGCAGCAUGAAGGCGCUAACGCUCGCGCUGACGCUCGUCAGGCACGGGGAAACAACUUACAACAAAGACGGCCUGUUGCAAGGCCAGGCAAUCGACUCAGCCUUGUCUGAGACCGGGCUGCAGCAGGCCGAAGCUGCAGGGUUUUACCUGAAAGACGUCAAGUUUAGCCACGUGUUUGUCAGCGAUAUGCUGCGAGCACGACAGACAGCUGAAAGGAUCGUUCAGCUCAACAGGAGCUGUUUGGGUCUGCAGAUGGUGUGUGACCCUCUACUUAAAGAAAAGAGCUUUGGGAUCGCUGAGGGGGGCCGGGUUGAAGACGUCAAAGAGAUGGCCAGGGCAGCGGGUGAGUCGUUUCCAGACUUCACCCCCCCAGAAGGGGAGUCUCAGGAGCAGUUUCCCUUUGGACUGAACCGUUUCUGCAGAACGUCGAAGAUUCUCACUCAUCCUGGACAUGAUCUUCUGAGAGUUUUAGGUGCAAACAGCUGGACUUUUCUGAUAACCUUGAAGACAUUUUGCCAUCCCAGAAGCUUGUUCAGUUCCCAAACUUUAGUUGUGAGGACCAGGCUUGUGAGUUGCAGGGGCGCUCUCACACCACACCUCCAGUACCUCAUGCUGAAGAACCAGACUAAUGUGCAGCCUUGUGCAAAGAUAGCAUCACCUCAGAGAGAGUAAAUCAUCACUCAUAAGUCCCCACCAGUGUCGCACAAAUCUACGCUGAUGCUUACUUUAAUAAGAUAACCUCAAUGCUUGAGAGCCAACGGGUAUGAAGUGAGUCCAACAGUGUGAUAAAUGCAACAAGAUUUAUUAUAAGUUUACAUUUUAUGUUUCUCAAGUUUUUUUUAUAAAAGAAACAGUCGUCUUUGCAUGUUUUUGCUGUGUGGGCGUCGGACGAGCCCCCGCACUGUGAGAACAAACAUCCCAGCUCUUAAGCCGAUCAUCAUCCGUGUACGUCACACGUCACGUGAUCAGGAAGCAGAACAUCCAUGUGUUAGGAGAUCGUUUUGGGCCGCUGCUGUAAAAAAGUGAGGCAGAAAGCAGGGCUGGACGAUGCGGCCUCAAAUCUAUAUUGCGAUAUAAUCUGAAGCAUGUGCGCUAACGAUAUAUAUUGCGAUAUAUUUUUUCCUCCGUUUAUCCCAUCCACUGCCAUCUUCAAGUUUGCAGAUGACACCACUGUGGUCGGCCUCAUCACAGACGGAGAUGAGGCAGCAUACCGGGCAGAGGUCAGUAAUCUGUCGAGGUGGUGCUCAGAUAACAACCUCACUCUGAAUAUACAAAAAACAAAAGAGCUCAUUCUGGAUUUCAGAAGACACCGUCACACACACGCCCCUCUCCUCAUAAAUGGAGAGCGUGUGGACCGUGUCCCCUCCAUCAGGUUCCUCGGCACCAUCAUCUCUGCUGACCUGUCCUGGUCUGCCAACACCAGAGCUCUGGUGAAAAAGGCUCAGCAGCGGCUGCACUUUCUCCGGGUCUUGAGAAGGUGUGGCCUGGAUCAGAAACUGCUGCUGGCUUUCUACCACUGCUCCGUGGAGAGCACCUUCACCUACUCCCUGAGUGUGUGGUAUGCAGGCUCCACUGCUGAGGACAGGAAGGUUGUUCAGAGGACAAUAAACACUGCCCAGAGGAUUAUUGGCUGCACCCUGCCAUCCCUGGAGGCCAUCUCCAGAACCCGCUGCCUGAAGAGAACCGCUGCUCUCCUCCGUGACCCCACCCACCCUGCCCACUGCCUGAUUGAACUGUUGCCCUCAGGGCGCUGCUGAAGGUCAGUUAAAUCACUUACCACCAGACUUUCCAACAGCUUCUUCCCUUGGGCCAUCAGAACAUUCAACACAACAGCACCAUUCAACCCCCCACAUCCCCGUCAGUAAUGUGGACUCAUCUGUUUUGUUGCUGAAUGUUUUUAAAUUGUUUUUAGUCCUUUAUGGUUUUCACAUUUAUUGCACUGUUGAUGGCGGACCAUCUGUAAUUUAAUUGCCAUGAGCAAUUACAAUAAAGUCUAUUCUAUUCUA
Nothobranchius furzeri (turquoise killifish) is the source of this 2835-nucleotide messenger RNA. NCBI's taxonomy places the organism in Eukaryota, Metazoa, Chordata, Actinopteri, Cyprinodontiformes, Nothobranchiidae. The record is from RefSeq and is a predicted model, not a curated record.